This is a messenger RNA of Nymphalis io (European peacock), 4935 nucleotides long. RefSeq names its product zinc finger protein ztf-16. Gene Ontology annotation, biological process: regulation of transcription by RNA polymerase II. The record is from RefSeq and is a predicted model, not a curated record. Lineage: Eukaryota; Metazoa; Arthropoda; Insecta; Lepidoptera; Nymphalidae. The coding region runs from base 337 to 1707 and encodes 456 amino acids. Gene Ontology annotation, molecular function: DNA-binding transcription factor activity; RNA polymerase II cis-regulatory region sequence-specific DNA binding. The transcript is spliced from 6 exons.
UCGUAGAUGAACGAGUAGUGUAACAGAAUGGGUAUAGGUUUCUUAUAAACGUUAGUGAUUUCAUUUUAGUAUAUAGGAAUUUCUUAGGAUAAAUAAGAAGUGUUAAACGUUAUUAAAUGUCCAAUUAACAUAACCUAAUGGUGGGGACCCACUUAUUUGUGCAUUUACAGUUAUUCGUGUAACACGUAUUUUGUGCAUAGAGUUCAAGCAUUGAAUUAGGCCACAUAGCGAUCUCUCCCUAAAAUACCGCUGUUCUGGCUGUCGACGUAUCAAGACAGGCUAUCAAUUAUAUACGAGGCGGGAGAGUAAUGAUCAGAUAGAUCGCGACCUAAUGUGAUGUCAUCAAAAGGGGAAACGGAGGCCGAUUCUGGCACGGUGUCGCCGAAUUUGUCAGCUGUUAAAAAUGAACCGGCACCUACAGUCAGUAAGGAAACUCCUAAAAGGGGUAGCGGUACUCUGUUGAAGUGUACUACAUGUAACAGCUUUAGCACAUUAAGCAGUCGCGCUUUAACAACACACAUGGCACAGUGUUCACCCGAUAACAAUAAUGUUGCAGCCACACAAAAUGCAGAUGCAAGACCGCACAGGAAAUUAUUUGAGUGCGAUGUGUGCAAUAUGAAAUUUUCAAAUGGCGCGAAUAUGCGUCGACAUAAAAUGCGGCACACAGGGGUUAAACCCUAUGAGUGUCGUGUAUGUCAAAAAAGAUUUUUCAGAAAAGAUCACUUAGCGGAACACUUCACAACUCACACAAAAAGCUUGCCUUACCAUUGCCCUAUUUGUAACCGAGGAUUCCAGCGACAAAUUGCCAUGCGUGCACAUUUUCAAAAUGAACACGUUGGACAACAUGAUCUUGUUAAGACUUGCCCACUUUGUAGUUAUCGUGCGCCAACUAUGAAGAGCCUCAGGGUCCACUUCUUCAAUAGACACGGAAUAGACUUGGAUAAUCCAGGUCCUGGCAAUAACUCUGUAUCCCUUCUCGCUGCUGGCAUUGCCAAUGCUGCUUAUGCAGAUGGCACUAUGGAUCCAAGUGCAAUUUCUGCAUUGAGUGCAUUAGGCUCUGGUCUAUCUGUAUCAAUGGCCGCCGCUUAUUCAGACAGCGGCGACAGUAAUGGAGCUCGCUCAGUGGACAAUGCUACACCUCCCAUGCACUACUUAACUCCACACGUCGAAAUAUCUAUGGCUGAUAAUAACGAGACCUUCUCCCCGGGGCAGACAAAUAACCAAGAAACACGAAUGAAUGGCGAGGGUCCCAGCUCACCGCAGUCAGGCGACAGUGCCGUAGCCAGUAGUUCACUUUCUGCUGGCCUUCCCACCAAUAUUACACCUUCCAUAACGCUGAUACCCAUUAAACAGGAGGCCGCCGCGCAGGAGGAGGGCGGCGCGGGCGCGGGCGAGGCCGACAAGCGCGCGUCGCUCAUCAAGGUGUCUCCGCUGAAGAGCCUGCUGCGCGACGACCUGCGGCGCCGCAUGGGCGCGCGCGGCCGGCGCGGGGCGGCGCGCGCGGCGCCGGCCGACGGGCCGCCCGCCGCCGACCCGGCCGAGCUCGUGUGCGCCUUCUGCGCCAUCACCUUCCCCGACUCCACGCUCUACUUCCUGCACAAGGGCUGCCACUGCGACUCCAACCCCUGGAAGUGCAACAUCUGCGGCGAGCAGUGCUGCAACGUCUACGAGUUCAACUCCCACCUGCUCAGCAAGAGUCACCAAUGACUGUUCGCGGGGGGGACGCUCCGCCGCUGAGGCGUCCCGCGGCGGCGCCUCGGAGGCGCUCCACCUCGCGGCCGGACGUCGCCCGCUGCCCGUCCCCGUGGGGCGACGCUUUCGUUUCUAUUCUCGUGUUCGACUGCGGCACCUCGCGGGUGGAGGCGCUUCGGACCCGCCGCGUGCCGGCCGCCGCCCGUCCCCCCGGAGCCGAUUAACUUAAAAGUGCAAAUUAUUUUGAAGGUUAUUUAGUGGUAAUUAUAGGUAAUCGAGCGAGGAUAUUCGUAUGGAUAUUUUAGUCUUAGGAGUCGUGUCGAUCCUGGGUGAGUUCCCGAUUUAUGAUUAUAGUGUUUGUCGUCCAGAAAUUGACAUUCCAAAUUGUAUCUAUGCAUUCCAUUUUGUAUUGAGAUUGACUUUAAAAAAAAAAGAAAUGAAGUAGACGGGGAAUGAAGUGAUACUUAAAAAAAUAUUAUUGUCUUAUAAAGAUUUUAUUUAUUAUUUAAUUUUUCUGUACUUGAACGUACAUGGAUGUUAUUCAAAACGGUAUAGAAUAUUUUUUGGUGCGAUAGUGAAUUUUACAAAUUUUUAUUAAAACAUGUGAAGUGUGUACAAAUUAAUAUAUUUUUACAUUUCGCUCUUGAGAUGAAUGUGUAUAAGAGGCAUAGCCUUUUAAUUCCGAUUGUGAUCGACGAACAGGCCGGAAUUUUAAAUUCUACAUUCCGUUAUUAAUUUAUAUUAUCUACUUUAUGCAUGUAAUGCAAGUCCACGACUUAUACUUAAUGUACAAGUUUUGUUUUUUUUUUUUUGUUAUUAUUAUUUAUUUCCUAAAUUAUAAAGAUGUAGGGAUACAUCGUGAUUGUACUUAAAGCGGUCUAUUUUAGCAAUUAGGUUUAACCUAUAACGAAACGAACAGCCAUUAUAAGUAAAACGCACUUGCUCAAUGACUUGACAAAGGCUCAACGAAACCAUGAAAGCUGGAACAAAUGCGUCGUUUCUCGCACAAAAUAUAUCCUUUCAUCAUAAUCAUCAAAUUCGUGACCUGGAGAUCAUCCUGCGUGCUAUAAUGGUGUCUUAUAAUUAUUUAAUUUUCAAAAAAAAUCCUCAUUGAUUAUAUAUAUAUAAUCAGUGACGUAAAGAGAUUGUCUGGAGAUAACAAACGAACUUAAUAAAUUAUAUUUUUCUGUGUAGUAUUUAUUAUAUUUUCAUAUUGUAAGCUAGGCGAAACAUGCUCAAUGUUGGUGAACUAUAUUAACAUAUUUAUGAUAUGAAACGACUCCGAAUGGGUUACUGGUUACUAACGAAAGUAUUUUAUUGGACAUUUUUUUUUUUAAAUAUAUAACGAGAUGAAAUAUUUAAAUUUUGAUUGCAGUACUUAAUGUGUUAUUUUAAUUGGUUUAUUUACUUUAUGUAUAUAACAUAACCUGAGAUUUACAUUCCUGUAGCUAUUAAGUACUUAAUAUCGGUUGUGGUCUUGCCUGUUAAGUUUAAAAAAAAUCUUCUUAGGUGGAACUGAAAUUAUGUUUACCAACGAACUUAUGUAUAAUUAAUGUUUUGUUACGACAGCGCGGUGUUAGGGUCCGUCCAGCGUCGGGGGCCCAGAGAGUUACCUGAACGAGCAACACGUAUUUAUUUAUAGAUAUUCUUAUAUUAUAUUACAUUGUUGUUUUUAUUUUUUAUUAUUAUUUCGUUUAGACUUGGAUAAUUAUUUGGUCGCAACCGCUGCGCCGAGGGCUAGCGUUAAGUUUACGUUUACUUAAUGAGAACUAUUAAUAUUAUUAAUCGGUAACCCCCAUUGGGCGCCUUUAAUUAAUCCGUCCAUAUGUAACGAUAGAUAUUGCCUUUAAUAUUUAAUAGAGAUAAUAUAUUUAUAGAUUUUAGUAUAAACAGUUAAGGAGAGAUCAUAAUUAUAAAAAAAAAAAAUGUUUCAGAAUAACAGAGGUUUACGUAGUAGUUAAAUUUAUUGUCUCAUUGUAUGUUUAAAAAUCAUUGCUACAUUAAUAAGGGGUUAAGCAGAUGUCAAACGCGAAAUUAACUUCUGCCUUUUAUUAAUGAUCAUUGAUUUAUUGUUGCAAUUUAAUGUUCUAUUUUUGUGUGGUAUUAGAUGUUAUAUAUAUAUAUUUCGAUGACAAUUGUAAUUGUUUUAAAGCAAUUUAUGCAAGAGAACGUCAAUUGUGUAGUUAAAUGUUAGCAGUAUUUCAAGAUAUGAUCAACAAAGUCUUGACGUGAUAUUGAUUAUGAGAAUAUACAUAGAGUUCUAUACGAUGUAAUGAUGUUUAGGUUACAGUCGAGUGUACAAUUAAUGUAAUCGAUGUGGCAGUAGAUUGCGGCAACACUGGCACGCCAUUCGUACACGCAGUGUAUUCGAUUUUAAAUUAUUAUAACAAUAAUAUUAUUAUUAGUUUAAAAAAUUUUAUUAUUUUGAGUGCCAAUAGCAUAUCGAUGACACAUCUGUAAACUUUGAUUAUAAUAUUAUGAAUGUUACGUGAACUGCAUAUUGCCAGCUACGUUUGCACAUAAAACUUAAAAAAGUGCUAUAGUGUAGCAUCCUCACCUUAAUACCAAAACACAGCUUACCAACAUUUUAUUUCGUUUUAAGUUGUUACGUGUGUAAUGUAAUGUAAUGUAAUGUAAUGUAUAGUGUAAGUAUAUUGUUUUUUUUUUUUUUUUUUUCAAAACAAUAUUUUUGGAACGGUAGGCAAGUCGAGAUCAUAGUUAAUAUUGCUGUUAAAUUUAUUAUGUUAUCAUUAUUAUUAAUAAUAAUAACAUAUUUUUACUAAUAUUUAAUAAAAAGAAUGAACUAUUUAUGAUCUACCAGUUUUAAAAACUUGAGUGAUAGUAAAUAAUAUCAAUUUUUAGCAGAUUGUGCCUUAGAUCAGUAAUAAAAUGAAAAUAUAAAUAUCGUGUUUUCGAAAUCUAUUCAAACCCAUAGAGGUGUGUGCAUUUUUAACCGUUUGUCACAUUAAAUAUUAUAUAUUUACACAAAAGUAUUAUAAUAAAUAAAAUGAAAUGUUAUUUAUUUAUAUAUUUAGUGAAAUAUUUGCAAUACGGCUGUUUUGCUUGUUUUUUAUAAUGGAAAAGUUUAUUUGCAGUUGAAAUAUAUUAUCGUAUUGUUACGAUUGUCUAGAAAUAUAAUGAAUGGUACUUAUUACCGAGUAUGUAGUUCUAUUUAUUUACUUAUAAUAAUUUGGUAAAGGGUCUAAUGAAACAUUAAUAAAUAAACUAUGAGAUAAAUUAAGA